Messenger RNA from Taeniopygia guttata (zebra finch), 2787 nucleotides. The record is from RefSeq and is a predicted model, not a curated record. NCBI's taxonomy places the organism in Eukaryota, Metazoa, Chordata, Aves, Passeriformes, Estrildidae.
AUGGCAUUUGGAGAACAGCCUGGCAUCACCAGCCGUGAGCGCUGUUCGCAGGCGGCGCUCCCGGAGCUCGGCGCUGACCCACAGGCGCUCAGCCUGCCGGAAAACGCUGGGAGAAGCGAGAGAGGAGCGCACCUCGCCGCGCCCAUCCCGGCGCGCAGCCCCGCCCCGGCCCGCCCCUCGCCCGGCAGCGCGCAGACCGCGCCCGGCGAGCUCCGGCGGCGCCUCCGCGGCCAUGCGGCCCCUGCGCCGCGCGUCCUGCUAGCGCCCGCGGGGUGCGGGCCGGGCCGGGCCGGCGGAGCGCUGGUUCUGCGCCCCUCGCAGCCGCUCUGCCUGGCGGCUGUCGCCGCAACUCCGCUGGGCCGACCCAGGCCUCGUCCCGGAGCGCGGCCGGGGCUGCGCCCUGGCUGCCCCGAGCGCCCCGGGGCGCGGCAGCGGGACUGGACGGCGGUCGCUGGCGCGCUGCUCCCGAUCGGGAGGGGAAGUGGCACGGCUGGCGUUUUCCGGAGCUGUGACAGAAAGAGGAGGAGGGGUAAUGAAGUCACAAACGGCACUAACAACGUGAACAGCACUACUCCAAUUCCAGGCAGUAGGUUGCCAGACAAUAGUAUUUCACCAAUUGUCACUGCAUCAUCCACACAAUCCACAGCAACAUCUACAGGAGGUGUGUCCAGCAGUACUACUCAUCUCACCAGUACCAGUCAGCCCAACAGCACCACCACGUCUGUGACCCUGACAAUUCAGACUACCAAAACCAGCCAGACAGGGACACCCACCACAGCCUCACCAGGCACGUCGCCACAAGGCAACAGCACAGUAGUGACCACUUCUAAGCCUUCCUCCACUUCUGUAACAGCCACAUCAAAAUCAGAGGCUGUCAAAACCUCCAGAUUUGAUGUGGGCAGUUUUGUAGGUGGCAUUGUGCUGACUCUUGGAGUCCUAGUCAUUCUCUACAUUGGAUGCAAAACUUACCACUCCAGAAGAGGCAUUCAGUACAGAACCAUUGAUGAACACGAUGCCAUCAUUUAAAGGAGACUUCAGAAAAGGCAGUGCUGGAAGCCCACCUUGUCAUAGCUGUUAUAACUUCUGGAAGAGUGACUUUCAUAAAGAUUAUCCCAGUCUCUAAACUGGUCUUGGGUGUUAUCCUGCAACAUGUUGAGAAGCUUUUAAACAUCUUGAUUUUUUACACUGGCUCUUGUAAGAGGAACUUGGCAUUUUGUAGAGACAGUAUUUUCUUUUUCCAGUACUUGUAACCAGAUUUAGAGAAAAUCACCUAUUGAGUCAUUUUAAGGUACACACACAGCUCUGAAAUAGCUAAUUACUAGCACAGGCAAUUGCAUCAGUGCAAUUCUAAGUUCAGGGUAUUUUUCCUAAAAUUUUGUAUUAAAUUGUAUUUAUUUUGAAGUUUGAUGUGAACUUUAGUUUAGAAAUUUCAGGUUUUGAACAACUCAUUUAAUUUUUAAUAGGCUUCAAAGGAGUUGUGGUUAGAUAACUGUACAGAAGUGAAUAGAAUGAUUACUCUAAAUGUCAGUCAUUAGCUUACCAUGAGAUGCAGGUGCUUUCCUUAAUAGGCUGUAUAAGGAGAGUAGCUGCAAGAAACAUGGACAGAAUGGAAGUAUCCAUCCAUAACCCUUUUCUCUAAAAGCUUCUUUUUUUCUAGCAUGGCAUAAUGAAGCUUGUGCAAUUGAAGAUCUAAUGAAAAUAGAGAAAAGUAAUUGUGCCAUUAUAAAUAUAAAAAAAAAAUUAAAUUUGCUUUAAAGUUGAAGUUAGCAAUAAUUUGGCUCUUGGUUUUUAGUAUGAAGCUGUCUCUAGUGUUUUAGCAGCAUUUGAUAAUCGUUCAAAGUUAUAUAAAGAAGGGGAAAACUGUAAGACAGCAUUUUAGCAGACUAUAAACUGCAUUUUUACAGCUAUUUCAAGAACUUGAUCCUGCUGCACAGAUGUACAGAGGCCUGGUCAGAAGCCCAGCUGAAGGCACUGGGGCAUCUUUAGCUGAAGGCUCAAAUGCUUUGAGGGUCCUGUGCAGGAUGGCUGGUCCUGUUCCUAUGUCACUUCUGCAGGUCCACUCAUAUUAAUCUGCUGACUUCAGUAGAUGGGCUCGUGACUUACACUGCUGUAAGGAAAACAAGAACAAGGAUCAGGAAACACAGGCCUGCAUCUCUUUAAGUCACUGAAUGAUUGUUCAGUCUUGCUCAGGCUUCACUUGCAGACCCGUCCCCAUUGAAGAGGGUUGAUGUGUGGGGUUUGCCUGUCCUGGUUACUGCUGGCACCAGUGCCUCCUGCUGGGCACAGGGGAGAUGGUGACAGGCAAGGAAAGUCACAGUGGGAACUGCACAUUGGUCUGUUGGGGGCUGGGGAACAACUUAUCAGGGAAAGUUUAACUACUCCGGAACGGAUUAAUUUCUUAAGCAGUAGUUUAUUCUGACAUGCAAUGUUAAAGUGGCCAUAAGGGUUUUUUUUCCUUUUUCACAGUAAAACUGUUUCCAAGGUAUGGGCAAACCAUGGCUAAAGAAUCAUCUUACUAGCUACUCACCUGAAAAGGCGGUAACAGGGAUGUUUCAUUUUUUUACUGUGUUUGAGGGUCAGGGGAGAGUGAGUUGAAGUAACAUUUUUAUUUUUUCUUAAUUGUAUUGUUUGGUGGAAUAUUACUGGAUUUGACUUGAAGAGUUACGGAAACAAUUCUUUUAUAGAACUGUAAUUCCUUACUUUAUAGAAAUUAAGAUAGUUAAGUGCAACUGGGAUUGUCUCCCCUCUGCUGUACAGACAAAUAAAAUUAAAUCUUUGGAGUUACUA